Molecule: messenger RNA, 1059 nt
Organism: Dracunculus medinensis (Guinea worm)
Lineage: Eukaryota; Metazoa; Nematoda; Chromadorea; Rhabditida; Dracunculidae
Source: the annotation of a GenBank genome assembly
AUGAGUGGCGUUUAUAAGGAUGACGAAAGUACUGGAAUGGUACUUUUGGCUGGUAAUUCACAUCCCGAUCUCGCACGUUUAGUAUCCGAUCGAUUAAACGUUAAACUCGGUGAAGUAAGCAUUUAUAAUAAAACGAAUCGUGAGACAUCUGUAGAAAUAAGACAAAGUGUUCGUGGAAAGCAUGUUUUCAUCAUUCAGUCCGGUUCCAAGGAUGUGAAUAAUAACAUAAUGGAAUUGAUGAUUCUGGCAUAUGCAUGUAAAACAUCGAUGGCAAAAACUAUUACAGUUAUUAUGCCUUAUCUGCCUUACAGCAAACAAUGCAGAAUGUUUAGAAGAUCAGCUGUACCAAUGAAAUUAAUCGCUGAUAUGUUAUGUAAAUCAGGAGCAAUGCGUAUGGUUUCGUUGGAUUUAUACAAAAAAGAAAUUCAAGGCUUUUUCUCAAUACCUGUGGACAAUCUUCGUGCUUCACCAUUUUUAUUGCAAUAUAUCAAGGAAAAUAUUCCUGAUUAUAAAAAUGCUGUAAUUGUCGCAAAAAGUCCAGGCGUAAUGAAUAAAGCGACUUCUUAUGCCGAUCGCCUCAGAUUAGGCAUAGCAGUUAUUCAUGGUGAGCAGAAAGAUGUCGAGGAAAGUGGCUUAGAGGAUGGUCGUCAAAGUCCUCCUCCACAGCAUGAUUCACCCGAUCUUGCAGUACCAAAAGAAAAGCCUCCAUUGACUGUUGUUGGCGAUGUUGGAGGCCGCAUAGCAAUCAUGGUGGACGAUAUAAUUGAUGAUGCACAGUCAUUUGUUGCUGCUGCACAUGUGCUAAAAAAUCGUGGUGCUUACAAGAUUUAUGUUAUCGCAACUCAUGGUCUGUUGUCUGCUGACGCUCCUGGAUUACUAGAAUCGUCUCCUAUCACUGAAGUAAUUGUGACGAAUACUGUUCCACAUGAAGUUCAAAAGAUGAGAUGUCACAAGAUAAAGACGGUAGAUAUAUCACUGGUAAUAAGUGAAGCUAUAAGGAGAAUUUAUCAUAACGAAUCAAUGGGACAACUAUUUAGAGACGUAACGAUUGAUGAUUGA